AUGCCAUCAUGCCUCAACGGGAGAGCAAGUUCUGAGCCACUUGGAGGCAAGAGUAAAACCCCGCCCACUCCUUCCGAAAGCCGGAAGCUGCCGUUGCUAAGGGCCCGGGUUCCGGCUAGAGAACGCGGGCCCUUAGCAACGGGCAAUUUCCUCGCUGCGGAGCUGCUGCCCAGCGUGGGGGAGCGAGCUGCGGGCAUGGCAGCCCGACAGAGUCCGGAGCCCUCCAUGUGCAGGCACAGGCCCGCCUCGGAGCUGACCCAGGCAAAGGUAGUCCCCCUUGCAAGUACCUGCAAGUACCGGAGCACAGCUGACCCAUGGGGUUCUGAAUGGGUCGGGGCUUCCUACCGUUCUGUUUUGGUGGUUUUGACUCAGUGCUGCAACGCUAUCGGGCAGAUGGUCUUGGCCGGGUUGGCUUACGGCAUUCGGGAAUGGAGGCUCUACCAGUCUGUUGGGUCUGCGCCAGUGUUUUGUCUCUUUUUUUAUAUAUGGGGCCUUCCCAGUUCUGCUCGAUGGCUUUUGACAAGAGGGAAGGUCGUGGAAGCAAGAAAGGAGAUUCAAAAAGCAGCGUUGAUGAACAAACGAAGCGUCCCAGAAGUCUUGCUCGACAAGCUGACUUCACAAAGGGAUGGCAAAUCUGGAAGAAUGCUGGAUUUUUUAAAGAAGCCGCAUCUAAGAAAAAUUAUUUUGAUUAUGGCCUGGGUCUGGUUUGUGGACAGUUUUGUUUACUAUGGAGUCAGCCUUCACGUUGGCAACUUCGGCUUGGACAUCUACAUGACCCAGUUGGUGUUCGGAGUUGUUGAAAUACCAGCGCGCUUGUCCUGUAUCUUCCUGCUCCAUCGGCUGGGGCGAAAGAAAUGCCAGGCGGCUUGGUUCCUACUUGGUGGAGCUGUAUGUCUGAUCAUCCCUGCAAUUCCAAAAACCUUACCCGUCAUCGUGACUGUGCUGGCUGUUACCGCCAAGGCAGCUCUUGCGGCUUCCUUUUCAACCACCUAUGUGUUUUCUACAGAGGUGUUUCCCACAGUUCUCAGGCAGACCUGUUUAGGUUGGUGCUCCAUAUCUUCCAGAAUAGGCGGCAUCCUCGCGCCAUUGGUCAGCCUUUUGGAUGAGAUCCACCCUGCAAUUUCGAUGGCGCUCUUUGGGAGCUCGGCAUUGGUCGGGGGAAUCCUCUGCUUCUUUCUUCCCGAGACGCGGAACAGAGAUCUUCCGGAUGACACAACCAUGCCUCCAUCAAAGCAUCCGUGA
Sphaerodactylus townsendi is the source of this 1242-nucleotide messenger RNA. RefSeq names its product solute carrier family 22 member 13 (gene SLC22A13). Gene Ontology annotation, cellular component: membrane. Gene Ontology annotation, molecular function: transmembrane transporter activity. NCBI's taxonomy places the organism in Eukaryota, Metazoa, Chordata, Lepidosauria, Squamata, Sphaerodactylidae. The coding region runs from base 1 to 1242 and encodes 413 amino acids. Gene Ontology annotation, biological process: transmembrane transport. The transcript has 9 exons. The record is from RefSeq and is a predicted model, not a curated record.